AUGUUAUGCUGCUUUGACUUCAAUGGAAGUAUCGGGCAAAACAAUUCUCAGCAGCUCUCCAAGCUCUUCAAAAUCCUGAAAUACAUUUUUGCAGCUCAGAUAAUUUACGCAGUUUUGGAGCUUGUCAGGAAUCCCUGAAACAGCAUAAUGAUGUUUAUUGGAGCAUUAAAUCUUUAUUUCAUUAUUAAGUACCGAAAUUGGUGCAACUGUGUGAUUUAUAUCCUUAUCACUCUGACAGAUUUUCUUACACUUGUUUUAUUUACAUUGGACUCGAUCGGCUCACCUCAAGGUUUUGGAGGAUCUCACUUAUUUGAAGUAUUUUUAUUGACAAAAGUCCCUUUUUACCUUAUUAGUAUGUAUUAUUGUUAUUUGACGUACAAAGAAGUUAAAGGUAAAAUAUAAGCAGCUAUUUAUAUAACAGAAAACAGAGGAAACUUUGAAAUGAAUAGCAGUUGGAAUCAAAGAAACCAAGGGAAUUACCAGCCACCUCCACCUUCAGCUCCUCAUUAUUUUGAAGGGAGAGGGCAUCGUCUUGAUUAA
Molecule: messenger RNA, 540 nt
Organism: Blepharisma stoltei
Lineage: Eukaryota; Ciliophora; Heterotrichea; Heterotrichida; Blepharismidae
Source: the annotation of a GenBank genome assembly